AUGUCGUCCAAAGCCACCGCGAAGGCCUCCGUUGCAUUGGAGCAUUUCGUACGUCUUAAUACAUCAGUCUUCUACCACGAACCUACCACGUCGAAAUCCGGGUCCUCCACAUCUCCUGAUCCAGACCUCAUCUUUCUCGCAGGCUGGAUGGAUGCUUCACCCAGGACUCUAGCCAAAUAUACCGCCGGUUACGAGAAAAUAUACCCAUCAGCGCGCAUCGUAGCCAUAACGACAACCUCCCUCGACGCUGCAUUCCUCCCUCUCUCAUCGAACCUCAAGCGCAUUCAACCCGCCAUUGACAUCCUCUCUGCACUACCAUCCGGCUCGAAACUCCUCGUACACUUCUUCUCCGUCGGCGGAGCAUGGACGACUUGUCUAGUAGCAAAAGCAUACCAUGCAAAAACGGGGCGCCAAUUGCCAGUCACAGGUAUGAUCUUGGACAGCACACCUGGACGUGUCAAAUACGCGUCCACAAUUCGCGCCUUUGCAGUAGCAUUACCCAAAAAUCCGAUCCUAAACGCACUCACGAACAUCGGAAUACGUAUCAUGUUCUUCUUAUACAUUUUCGCGUAUUGGAUAAGUGGGAAGUUGGAUCUGAUAGCGCAGACGCGGGCGGAUCUGAACCACAAGGCAUAUUUUGGAACAGAGGCGAAGAGGAUGUACAUCUACAGUGAUGCGGAUGACAAGGUUGCGUGGGAAUUUGUCGAGGAACAUAUUGAGGAGGCCAGGCAGAAGGGGUAUUACGCUGAAGGAGAUAGGUGGGUUGGUAGUACGCAUUGCGGGCAUUUGCUGGUGGACCCUGAGCGGUACUGGAAGGGUGUUACUGGGCUAUGGGGGAGUGUUUCGUGA
Cadophora gregata is the source of this 849-nucleotide messenger RNA. RefSeq lists its product as uncharacterized. NCBI's taxonomy places the organism in Eukaryota, Fungi, Ascomycota, Leotiomycetes, Helotiales, Ploettnerulaceae. The record is from RefSeq and is a predicted model, not a curated record. The transcript has a single exon. The coding region runs from base 1 to 849 and encodes 282 amino acids.